AUGCACCAAAAGGGCCUCCUUUUCGCGCCAGACGACCCCGUCACGCACCAGAUUCUCUCACAGGACUCCACACCACCCCAUCCCGCAGAGCUCAGGAGCCUAGGCCGGCAAAUUCCCGACUUCGACGACGCAGUGUGGAAGAAACAUCGCUAUAAGAUCGUCGUCGAGGGCAAUUACCUCAAAUUUACUCAGGACCCUCAGCUCAAAGCAAAGCUUUUGGCUACGAGGGACAGGGAACUGGUGGAGGCCAGUCCGCGGGAUCGGAUAUGGGGUGUGGGGUUCGGGGCGAAGAAUGCUGGCGUGAGGAGGAAGAACUGGGGUUUGAAUUUACUUGGAAAGGCGUUGAUGGAGGUAAAGGAACGGAUUCGAAAGGAAUUGUUGGAAGAAGAGGAGCUGGCGAUUGGUGGUGGUGGCGGUGGUGGCGGUGGAGAGAAGGCUGUGUAG
Blastomyces gilchristii SLH14081 is the source of this 444-nucleotide messenger RNA. RefSeq lists its product as uncharacterized. Lineage: Eukaryota; Fungi; Ascomycota; Eurotiomycetes; Onygenales; Ajellomycetaceae. Bases 1 to 444 code for a protein of 147 amino acids. The record is from RefSeq and is a predicted model, not a curated record. The transcript has a single exon.